AUGCCUUUGAUAAGACUGUUUUCAGGAUCGUGACUAUCUCUUCGUAUCAUGGCCCACCUGAGACUCUUUCGGACCUUAGUUUCGGGAUUUUACUUCUGGGAAGCAGCAUUGUUACUCAGUUUGGUCGCCACAAAGGAAACAGAUAGCGCAAGAUCUCGAACUGCUCCAAUGUCACCUUCAGACUUUCUGGAUAAAUUAAUGGGGAGAACAUCAGGAUAUGAUGCAAGAAUCAGACCUAAUUUUAAAGGCCCUCCAGUUAACGUCACAUGCAACAUAUUCAUCAAUAGCUUUGGCUCUAUCGCAGAGACGACCAUGGAUUACAGAGUGAAUAUCUUUCUUCGUCAGAAAUGGAAUGAUCCUCGCCUUGCAUAUAGUGAAUAUCCUGACGACUCUUUAGACCUCGACCCUUCCAUGCUGGACUCCAUUUGGAAACCUGACUUGUUCUUUGCCAAUGAAAAGGGCGCUAACUUUCAUGAAGUCACUACAGACAACAAAUUGCUAAGAAUUUUCAAAAACGGAAAUGUUCUAUAUUCAAUAAGAUUGACAUUAACACUUUCCUGUCCAAUGGAUCUCAAGAAUUUUCCAAUGGAUGUACAGACAUGUAUAAUGCAACUGGAAAGUUUUGGGUACACAAUGAAUGAUCUCAUUUUUGAGUGGCAAGAUGAGGCACCUGUACAAGUGGCAGAAGGACUCACUUUGCCCCAGUUUCUGUUGAAAGAAGAAAAAGAUUUACGAUACUGCACUAAACAUUACAAUACAGGAAAGUUUACAUGUAUUGAAGUGCGAUUCCAUCUUGAACGACAAAUGGGAUACUAUCUGAUCCAGAUGUACAUCCCCAGUCUCCUGAUUGUUAUUCUAUCCUGGGUUUCAUUCUGGAUCAAUAUGGAUGCUGCUCCAGCCAGGGUAGCUUUGGGAAUAACCACUGUGCUAACUAUGACCACACAGAGCUCAGGAUCACGAGCUUCCUUACCAAAGGUUUCAUAUGUCAAAGCUAUUGACAUUUGGAUGGCAGUAUGCCUCCUUUUUGUGUUUUCAGCACUUCUGGAGUAUGCAGCUGUAAAUUUUGUAUCAAGACAACACAAAGAACUGCUGAGAUUUCAACGAAAGAGGAAGAAUAAGACAGAAGCUUUUGCAUUGGAGAAGUUUUACCGUUUCUCAGACACGGAUGAUGAGGUAAGGGAAAGCCGAUUCAGCUUCACAGCCUAUGGGAUGGGACCGUGUCUGCAAGCAAAAGACGGUGUGACUCCAAAGGGCCCAAACCAUCCUGUCCAGGUAAUGCCAAAAAGCCCUGAUGAAAUGAGGAAAGUCUUUAUCGACCGGGCCAAGAAGAUUGACACCAUCUCUCGAGCUUGCUUCCCACUAGCCUUUUUGAUUUUUAAUAUUUUCUACUGGGUUAUCUAUAAAAUUCUUAGGCACGAGGACAUUCAUCAGCAACAAGAUUGA
This is a messenger RNA of Cynocephalus volans (Philippine flying lemur), 1443 nucleotides long. It is a transcript of the gene GLRA3, whose product is annotated as glycine receptor alpha 3. The record is from RefSeq and is a predicted model, not a curated record. Gene Ontology annotation, cellular component: synapse; postsynaptic membrane; neuron projection. Gene Ontology annotation, biological process: regulation of membrane potential; signal transduction; nervous system process. The coding region runs from base 49 to 1443 and encodes 464 amino acids. NCBI's taxonomy places the organism in Eukaryota, Metazoa, Chordata, Mammalia, Dermoptera, Cynocephalidae. Gene Ontology annotation, molecular function: transmembrane signaling receptor activity; transmitter-gated monoatomic ion channel activity involved in regulation of postsynaptic membrane potential; extracellularly glycine-gated chloride channel activity. The transcript has 10 exons.